UAAGAAAGGCUUUUGAAUAUUGAACUGCCGUUAUUAUCAAGUCGUUUGAAAAUAUUUGAGAUGAUUUAGAUAUGGAAAGUAUAAAAGAUUCGUGAGUGCAAAUUUGACCCAAACGGGAAGCUGAUCUGAGGAAACAAUGCACAGGAAACUUCUUACAAAAUAGUUGCACUUCUCCGUUCUGGUGAGACAGUGAGCCUGAAACUAGCAGCCUGACUGAUUGCUGAGUAAAUCCAAGGCACAAGUAAUAAUCCUGCAGGAGCUCGUAUCAUGGACUCAACCAGGAGAUACCGUCUCUCCUGCUGUCUUUUACAAGGUAUUGUUCUAAGUGUAGUUUGUGAUGCCUGGACUGUGGAAGUUCCAAAGAAGAUCUCAGCAUUGCAAGACUCCUGUGUGAUCAUUCCAUGCAGUUUCUCUUAUUCUUCUAAUCCACCCCAGUCUUUCAUAGCAGUUUGGUACCAGUAUGCAAGCAGGGGCUACCCAGUGGUUUAUGAUGGCAGGAAUCCCAGCGGUGUCAUUGACAAGUUCAGAGGACGUACGGAUUUGGUUGGUGAUGUGAGUGGCAGGGAUUGUAGUCUGAAAAUCAACAAUAUAACCAGGAAUGACAACGGAGAAAAACUGUAUCCAUGGAUUGAUCCAGAUCAUAUUUCUUACAGAAUUUACACAUUUUAUGAUAAAACUGUGGAGCUCGCUGUUACAGACUAUGCAGAUUCCCCUGAGAUUUCAGUGCUUGGCACAGCGGUCAAUGGCAGUUCUGUUAGGGUCACCUGUAGCACUGUCCACACUUGCCCAGCCUCCCCACCUAAUUUCAUCUGGAGCUACGCUGGUGAUUCAGUCUCUUCCCAUCAUGAACAUCAAUCCAAUGGUCGCUGGAAAUCCACUUCAGUUUUGACAUUGACGACGUCACGCAAUGACGACGUCAGAGAGAUGACUUGUAAAGUUGCACACCCAGGAGGGAAGACCGCAAGCAGCAUCACAUUAUAUGCUCCCAAGGAUGUUACUGUUUUCUUGGCUAACAGAGCCAUAAAAGAAGGAACUGCUGUUAUCUUAAAGUGUGUAAGUGAUGGAAACCCAGAGCCCCGACACUACCAGUGGUUUCAAACCCGAGGGAGGAAGACCAUUGACUUAAACAAUGAUACACAGCUUUUAGAAAUUUCAAAUGUAAGACGAGACAGUGUCUACAGCUGCACGGCACACAAUGGGCUUGGGAACAAGAAGUCAGAGCCUGUGACUCUUCCUGUCGAGUAUGCUCCAGAAAUUGACGCUGACUCCCACUGCACUCUCCGAGGAGGAGCAGUCACGUGCAACUGCCGUGCUGUCGCCAAACCUCCAGCUUCCAUCAGCUGGAACAUUCAUGGAACUUCAAGCAGAGAGACUUUGAACAGUUCCAGUACAGUCAAUGGAAAUGUGGUUACUGGCGUUCUGACAGGGAGUCUGGCAUCUCAGGUUAACAUCUCCUGCUCUGCUGCUAACAUACAUGGGGAUACAUCCUACCAUCUACCCUUCGUCACAGGCAAUGACACUUUUAUCUAUACAAGGAAUGCAUCACUGUCUAUCAUCCAAGAUAAUAUCAAAGUGUAUGGAUCUGCUGCAGCUAUUGGUAUUUUGGUUAUGAUCAUAAUAAUUGCAGUUAUCAUAUUCAAGAAGCGACAGCAAAAACAAGACACGAACAGCCCGGCUCACCAAACCCUGGGUUUAUCGGAAUAUAAGAAAGAAAGUUUAGCGCAGCAAGAUGCCGCUUUAUAUGUCGAACAGAAUACGCGCAAGAACACAGCGUAUGAGUGCAGGCCAGCUGGUCAGCAACGCCAUCAAGCAGAACAAACGAAGAAAAACGAAGAAAACUGGCAGGACGAUUAUAUGCUUCCGGACUCGAGGGAGGACGCAACGGAUGAAGCGAUUUAUGAAAAUAACUGCCAGUUUCCACUAAUGGAAGAGGAAAUUCAAAACUCCCCAGACGAGGCAAUCUACACAAAUAUGUGAGCUGCGCUUUCAAAGAGGGGUAUCCUACAUCUCUGAUUGAAGAAGCCACGAUGUUGUCGAUCUUGACAAGAGAGGGUUUUAUUUACCAGAUUGGAAUCCUUGCUGGGGUUCACUGUACCUGAAUUGUAUCACUCAUUUACUCCCAAAAGAACCCCAGACAGGAUGAAGAUGACCACGCCAUGCAAACUAACUGAGAUGAAAAGGAAACGGCGGGAAACAAACAAUGAUAAAUUAAACAAUUACGUUUAUUUUAUUGUAAAUCAGAAUGGAAACCAAUUCAUUUUUU
Messenger RNA from Acipenser ruthenus (sterlet), 2263 nucleotides. RefSeq names its product sialic acid-binding Ig-like lectin 5. Bases 268 to 1977 code for a protein of 569 amino acids. The record is from RefSeq and is a predicted model, not a curated record. NCBI's taxonomy places the organism in Eukaryota, Metazoa, Chordata, Actinopteri, Acipenseriformes, Acipenseridae. The transcript has 9 exons.